Messenger RNA from Suillus plorans, 822 nucleotides. Its product is annotated as LSM-domain-containing protein. Gene Ontology annotation, cellular component: sno(s)RNA-containing ribonucleoprotein complex; U4/U6 x U5 tri-snRNP complex; P-body. The transcript is spliced from 4 exons. Gene Ontology annotation, biological process: mRNA splicing, via spliceosome; maturation of SSU-rRNA. The record is from RefSeq and is a predicted model, not a curated record. Bases 138 to 434 code for a protein of 98 amino acids. Lineage: Eukaryota; Fungi; Basidiomycota; Agaricomycetes; Boletales; Suillaceae. Gene Ontology annotation, molecular function: RNA binding.
UGCUCUGUUCCCCUGUCUCGUAUAUAUGCUCUCCCAAAUGGAAAGGAUCAGCACUCAGAGCAUCGCUGUAUCAGACGAAAGCCGCGAAAACCAAAUAAGUCCAAAUCUUUGACUUUGACUUGGACUCGACUUUCAUCAUGGACGAGUCAACACCUCCACCGCCAGAUAUCGACGCAUACCCACCCCCACCCCCACCAUCAGCAUCAACAGGCACACCAACAGAUUUCUUGAAAGGCGUGGUCGGGAAAAAGGUCAUCGUGCGUCUCACAUCAGGUGUUGAUUAUCGAGGCGUGCUUUCAUGUCUAGAUGGAUAUAUGAACAUUGCGCUGGAGCAGACUGAGGAGCAUGUGAAUGGGGUAGUUACGAAUCGAUACGGGGACGCGUUCAUUCGCGGGAAUAAUGUGUUGUACAUUUCUGCUGCAGAACCGCUAUAAUCAUAUAGUCGCUUUGACUCUUAUCGUACAAUGUGAACAUACUUCAUGCAGAUCCUCGUUAUGAACGCGGCAGCCCGCAAUGCAUGUAUAACUGGGGACCUGCCUACUACUACACAGUUGUUCACACACCAAAUCGACGCCGAUCCCAACAACUUUGAUUUCUAUGCCAAUCGUUCAUUCGUCAUGGCGAGACAGCUUGCCUGGAAUGACGCGCUUCAGGAUGCGACCAAGUCAGUUAGCAUUGAGCCCUCCUCGAUUGGCUAUAUCUCCAAGGGCCUCGCCCUCUGCGGAAACCAGCAGGUGCACGACGCAAUGGCAGAAUUAGACCUCGCGUUCACGUUCACGAACGCAGACCCAAAGACGACUCAUUUCCUUUUCUUGAUUAAGG